AUGGUUUCUUUGCUCUCUCCCGACACACCCAUAAAAGUGAGCUCUACGCUCGAGAAGGCUGGCAAGAAACAUCUAAUUGACGGCAGUCCAGAAACAUGUUGGACCUCACAGCAGGGCUUGCCUCAAUACAUCCAAGUCACCUUCCCUGACCGCGUCGUCCCCGAAAGCAUACAUCUGACAUUCCAAGGUGGCUUCGUUGGAACUCGAUGUGCCGUCAAAAUCUCCAAACAAGAAGGCGACGGCUACGAAUUGCUGACUCACAUUUUCCCGGAAGACACCAACAAACGCCAGGAGUUCUUGCUACCCGCGACCAGCGACGGCGGUAUUCAGAAGAUGCGAUUGGAGUUUGAGGAGAGCUCGGAUUUUUUUGGUCGAAUAACCGUGUAUGAUCUCAAGCUAUUUGGAACACACGUAUGA
Molecule: messenger RNA, 417 nt
Organism: Mycena indigotica
Lineage: Eukaryota; Fungi; Basidiomycota; Agaricomycetes; Agaricales; Mycenaceae
Product: Malic enzyme
Exons: 3
Coding region: 1-417 (138 amino acids)
Source: RefSeq, a predicted model, not a curated record